Messenger RNA from Agrilus planipennis (emerald ash borer), 2890 nucleotides. It is a transcript of the gene Lac, whose product is annotated as lachesin. Gene Ontology annotation, cellular component: neuron projection. The record is from RefSeq and is a predicted model, not a curated record. Bases 380 to 1483 code for a protein of 367 amino acids. The transcript has 8 exons. NCBI's taxonomy places the organism in Eukaryota, Metazoa, Arthropoda, Insecta, Coleoptera, Buprestidae.
CAGCUACAUAAUAUAUUUCCUGUUUCUCAUUUUCGUUCAGGCCGCGUGUUAGGAACGACGAGUUCUUUAGACGCUUUAGAUCAAACGCACGCCUUCUCAUUCAGUCAGAAUUCUGCCAACAAUCAGUAGCAGCGGUUACUGUUGUUGUUGUUUACUUCUAAUAAUACGUAUAAAUCAUAGAUUGUAUAAACUAUAAAAAAUUGUAACGGGCUCCUAAUCACUGAACACCUGUGUGUGUUUGCGUAGUUUCCUCAUAAUAUCGUUGGUGUCCUGUAGUUACAGCGUUGCUCGUUGCAGGUUAUUAGAGUUAGAUAUUUUGAGUGUUGUGUGUUGUGAGCUCACCUUUUACUAAUCACAAAGGUGUGGUUUUUAAACUAACAUGGCGGCUAAUACUGUGAUAUCGUUUGUGUUUGGCGCUUUUAUAGGGGUUAUAUUUUACUCUACAGUCGAUGCACAGAGAUCUCCGACAAUAUCUUACAUAUCUCAGGAACAAAUAAAGGACAUUGGGAGUACAGUAGAAUUGCACUGUUCUGUUCAAUAUGCCCAAGAUUACCCAGUUUUGUGGGUCAAAGUUGAUUCACAGGGUUCUUAUGUGCCCAUUUCAACUGGUAGUUCCUUGAUAAUAUAUGAUUCUCGAUUUGCAUUACGUUAUGAUCAGGCUAGUUCAACAUACACCUUACAAAUAAAAGAUAUUCAAGAAACUGAUGCUGGAACAUAUCAGUGUCAAAUUAUUUUAACGAUUUCAAAUAAAAUAACUGCCGGAGUCGAAUUACAAGUACGAAGACCUCCUUUUAUAUCUGACAAUUCAACCAGGUCCAUUGUUGUUUCUGAAAAUGAAGCUGUUGAACUGGAAUGCUAUGCUGGGGGUUACCCACCACCACGCAUAUCCUGGAGAAGGGAAAACAACGCAAUUUUGCCAACUGGUGGUUCCAUAUACAGGGGAAACAAAUUGAAAAUUAAACAAAUUCACAAAGAAGACAGGGGCACAUAUUAUUGCGUUGCAGAGAAUGGUGUCGGAAGGGGGGCUAGAAGAAAUAUUGCCGUGGAGGUUGAAUUCAAACCAGUGGUCACUGCACCUAGGCCGAGGUUGGGUCAAGCUCUGCAGUACGACAUGGAUCUUGAAUGUCACGUAGAAGCCUACCCUCCACCUGCCAUCACCUGGCACAAAGAUGGUAUUCAAUUGUCAAACAAUCAGCACUACAGUAUAUCGCAUUUCGCAACGGCUGAUGAGUUCACCGACACCACAAUUCGCGUCAUCACAAUCGAAAAACGUCAGUAUGGACAAUACAUGUGUAAAGCAGCCAAUAAACUGGGCUCUGACGAAGCCUACGUUAAUUUAUUUGAAACUGUCAUUCCUGUAUGCCCUCCUGCCUGUGGCCAAGCACGAUAUUAUAGCGGUGUUGCAGCUGUAACGGCCAGCGAAUUCAUUAUUUUGUCUGCUCUCCUGGUUCUUUUCUUCAGAAAUUUCAACCCCCAACAUUAACUACCCCGGCCUAAGAUGGGUUAAUGCCGCUUCAACAACGAACAAAUUGUCAUUCAUGGUCUGCUUUAUUUUAGUGGUAAUGUUUGUGAUGAUUUAAUAACUGUAACGUCCAUUUUUUUACGAAUAUUUUUUAGAAAUUUUAAUAAGGGUUAUAUUUAACCAGUAACAAUACAAUACUCGCUAAGACUGAAAUGUCUAUAAGCAUCUGCAGUUUUAAUUAAUUUUAACUUAUAUAUCUAUGUUUACAUAGGCAGCAGAAUUCUUAUCUAAAAUUUUUAAAUGGUCCAAAUGUUAGUCUUAACAUAUCACGGUAUGCAUUUACAAAAUUGCUAGUGAUAGGAUAAAUUAAUCAAUUGACCAAACAUUUUGCUGUUAAAUAAUUGAGAGUAAAUUAUACUUAAUACAGAACCAAAUUGUUGAAUAUUAAAAUUUUAAACGAUCUUUUGAAAGUACAUUCCUCAGCCAGCUCAUUUUUUAUAUAUUGCGCGAGUAGGCGAGUUCGGCCGAUUCUAGCACAAGUCAAAACGUGAAAUUUUGACUUCAAAUCGAAGUCAGAUGUUUCUUGCUCGCGUAUUUUAGAAAUACGAUUAGGUAAAUUUGAAUCUCUAGAACUGAAAUGUACAAAAAUAUUGCAUUUAUACUUAUAAAUAGAUAUGUACCUACUGUUAAAUUUUUUUUAACUUUUAUUAGAAUAGUACGCAACGUGUAUUCAGUUUAUUUAUUUUAUCGAUUAAAUACUUUUCGUUAUAAAUCAUUAUAAAAUGAUUAAAAUGGCAGCGGAUUUAGUUUUUAUGUGGAUUAAAAAAAUGGGAUAGCAUUUUUCAUAACAAAACACUGUAUAUACUAAUUAGUGUACCUCUAAAAUGAAGAAAAUUAAAAAUAUAGUUAUUAAAAUUUGCAGAGAUUUGUAUGCGAAUGGCUAAAGAGUACUUUCCGAGUAAAAUAAAAUUGUCAAUACUAGUAAUUUACAAUACAUAUACCGAUUUUUGUUGCUCAGAAAAAUUUCAAUUAAAUAUCUUUUUGAGAGGAAACUUGCAAAAAAGCGGUUUAGCUUUAUAUUUGCGUACGUAUUCGGUUUAAGUUUCGUUUACUUACAGGCAAAUGCUAUUUAUAAUUAGGUGUAAGUUGUAAUUUAAGUAUAUGUUGUAAAUAGAAACUUAAAUUUUCAGGUGUCAAUUCCUGUACAAUAUUACAAAACACCAAAUUCAAUGCAUAUUCUAUGUUUUACAGAACGUCUUAAAUAAUAAGUAGUCUAGUGCUUUAAAUAUCAUUUAUGUUGUUGUUUUAUAUAGGCAUAAACAACAAAUGUAUGUAAAGAAAGCAUUGAUCGUGAGUGUAACUAUUUGUAUUUUUUUGCAACUUUUGUACCAUUUGUAAAUCGAAAAUAAAUCAUUACCUUAAGUGAUA